CCAGCCAACUUGUCUCCUUCUUCUGCGCCCACCCCCACCAAACCCCCGACAAAGGAGCCGGCAGAAAGGUGCCCUGUAACUUUAAGACUGACUGACUAUAGAGGCUGGGCCAGUGGAGCGGACUGACGGCCAACUGCUCUCCCACUGCCAGCUCCUCUCCAUGGGGAGGGAGAGCUGAGCACAUCUGGAUCCGCUGCACGGCCGAGCUCCCUGGACCUGUUGCUGGGAGGACUCGGGGCUGUUACCCACAAGGCGAGCUUCACCCGGGGGAACGGUGACCAUGCGCGCAGGCAGGGUCGAGGCUCCUUCGUCGCCGUCAGGAGUAAACCGAGCGACGUGUCCAAGAUCAGCCCGCCUGCAGUGAUUGGAGAAAUAGCGAGAUGUGUGGCGGAAAGAAACCCCAUUUAUGGGAUAGGCUGCGGCUGGCCAGCGGCCCGCCAGCUGCAAAGAGCCGGGCAUAGACUUGGAGGCAAAUGCACUUCUGUCAGUUGUGUUCCGAGGCUGUGAGUGAACCGUGUGACAUUCUCCCCGCAAUCGAGGGACACACAACAAACAAGGUCAGCGCCAACAAUGUGAGCCGAGUUGCAUUUCCCGGGACAAUUACCAGCAAUUCUGAAUCAACAGUUGGCAAGAAACAAAAUGCUGGCAGAGAAAACUCAUUAGAUGAGAUUCGUCACUUUGGGAAGUGUGUGGACUGUCAGGGCGACAGGCUGCAACUGGUCACUGACCUGCCAGUCUCGGAAUACUUGUGAAAUGAGCAGCCCACAAAACGUUAGACUAGGGAUAGAGAGAUCAGCCGCAAGGCUUGGUUCACGAUGAAACUCUUGCAUUUGGUGCAUUUAGUCGCGGGAUUGUUUGGAAUCGUAGCCGGGAACAGAAACUGCCCUGACUUGAUCAUAGAUAGUUGCAGCUGUACCAGUGAGCGCUCCAAGGGACCCAGCAGACAGAUGAUCCGAAUAAAAGUGUCGUGCAGUCAUGGAGAGUUGUUAGAAACUUUGCAAUCCAGCCUGCUGCCUAACCAAACCGUAACUCUGAUCCUGAGUAACAACAAGAUCUCGCUAUUGAAGAAUGGCUCUUUCUUUGGCUUGCGCUCUCUAGAGAGACUGGAUUUGAAGAAUAACUUGAUUAGCAACAUUGAGCCUGGGGCUCUCUACGGGCUUCCAGAACUGAAGCGACUGGAUCUGUCAAACAACAGGAUUGGAUGUCUGAGUCCUGAGAUAUUUACGGGCCUCACCAGUUUGUCUAAACUGAAUUUGUCGGGGAACAUCUUUUCAUCGCUUCCUCUUGGGCUGUUUGUCGAGCUUGGUGCAUUGAAAGUCUUGCACUUUAGCACUGAAUCUCUAAUGUGUGACUGCAACCUUAGAUGGCUUUUGCAAUGGGCCAAAAACUCUUCAGUUCGAAUAGCAGAUGAAACUUUGUGUGUCUACCCAAAUGCUUUGCAGGGACGGCCAUUCAAAACUUUGAAAGAGAAUCAGUUGUCAUGUGAUGGUCCCCUGGAGUUGCCUUUGUUCCAGAUGAUUCCAUCCCGACAACAAGUGGUAUUCCAUGGUGAUCGUUUGCCUUUUCUGUGCACUGCAACAUAUGUGGAUAAAACGACACAAAUCCAAUGGCGCCAUGGUGGGAAAGUAAUGGUAACGGAUGAAGAUAAUGAAAUAUUUGUAGAACCAGUUAUCAUUCAUGAUUGUUGUUUAAUAUCCAGUGAGCUGAUUCUGUCCAACAUCAAUGUUGAUGCAACAGGAGAGUGGGAGUGCCUAAUCACUACCUCACGUGGGAACAGCAGCAAGAAGGUAGAGAUUAUGGUGCUGGAAACGGCUGCACCAUACUGUUCCGCAGAGCCAGUCACCAACAAUAAAGGAGACUUCAGAUGGCCCAGAACAUUGGCUGGUAUCACAGCAUACUACACCUGUACUCGGUAUCCAUUUGGAUCUGUGCCUUAUUAUGGAGACCAUCGGCAAAGAAAAGCUUGGCGUAAAUGUGAUAGAAGUGGACGCUGGGAAGAUGGGAAUUACACUGAGUGCGCUUAUGCAAAUGAAGUUACGAGAGUCCUUCAUGCAUUCAGCCAGAUUCCAGUGAAUGCCACCAAUGCUCUUGCUUUUGCUCACCAACUGAUGACCUACACUGGAACUGCAGCUAACUUCGCCGACAUGAUGGAUGUUAUUUUUGUGGCUCGAAUGAUUCAGAAGUUAAUCAUCUUUGUGGAUCGAGUCAAAGAUCUGGGAGAAUCCAUCACAGAAAUAGCCAGCAACAUGAUGCUAGUGGAUGAACACAUACUGUGGAUGGCCCAGAAUGAAGAGAAGGCUUGUACCCGAAUUGUGCAGUGUGUGGAAUUCAUUGCCAGUCUUGUGCUAACCAGCAAUACACAGGGUAUUUCAAAGGUUUCCAUGAAUAUAGCACUGGAGGCCUUCAUGAUCAAGCCAGCUAGUUUCACAGGCAUGACGUGCACUGCCUUCCAGAAAAUAGGUCUGCAUCCAGGGAGAUCAUUGAUCCGUGACGUAGCUAGGCUGGAUUGGGAGGCUGAGUAUCGUCGAGACCAACAUCUGAAUUUCAAAUGCAAUACAGGCAAUCUCACUAGUUCUCUAGUGAAUUUCCCAGUUAAGAACACAGUGGCAGUGGCAUCAGUUCAGUUGCCACCAGCAAUUUUCACUCAUUUUCUCGCCUUGCACACUGUUGACAACUCCUCUUGCAAGCUGCAAUUUAUUGUAUUCCGGAAUGGAAAACUCUUUCCCAGUACAGGUAACUCAUCAAACCUUGCUGAUGAUGGGAAACGCAAGUGUGUUUCAACUCCAGUUGUCUUCGUCAAAAUAGAUGGGUGCAGCUUCGGGAACCUCACUAAACACAUUACUGUUGUUCUGAGGCACUUUGCACUGGGUGCAGAUCCCACUGCAGCAUAUUGGGAUUUUGACCUUUUGGAUGGGCACGGUGGUUGGCAUGCUAAAGGGUGCCAUAUAACAGGCUCUGCAAGCAAUAUUACCACCAUUCAAUGUAUGCACUUCGGUAACUUUGCAGUACUAAUGGAUUUGAAGACCGUGCUUUCCUUCAACCAGUACCCAGGGGAGUUCCUGCACCCUGUGGUUUAUGCAUGCACUGCAGUCCUUUUGCUGUGCCUCUUUGCAUCCAUUAUCACCUACAUUGUGCAUCACAGCACCAUCCGAAUUAGCAGGAAAGGCUGGCACAUGCUGCUGAACUUCUGUUUCCAUACUGCCCUCACUUGCGCAGUAUUUGCUGGAGGUAUCAAUCGCACAAAAUACCCAAUCAUCUGUCAAGCUGUCGGGAUUGUUUUACACUAUUCCACCCUAUCUACAAUCUUCUGGAUUUGUGUCACUGCCAGGAAUAUUUACAAGCAAGUGACAAGAAAGGUCCCUCAGUAUCAUGAUACUGACCAGCCACCACAUUCCCAGCAACCAAUGCUGAGGUUUUAUUUGAUCGGAGGGGGCAUUCCUUUCAUAAUUUGUGGAAUCACAGCUGCAACAAAUAUCAACAAUUAUGGGAGUGAAGACAAUGCACCAUAUUGCUGGAUGGCAUGGGAGCCUAGUCUUGGUGCAUUUUAUGGGCCUGCUGCUUUCAUUGUGCUUGUUAGUUGUGUCUAUUUUCUGUGUACAUUAGUGCAACUGAAGCGUCAUCCAGGGAAGAAAUACGAGCUAAAGGAGAUGACAGAAGAGCAACAGCGAUUGGCCAGCACGGAGGUAGGCCCCAGUCAUGUAACAGACUCCAGCUCCGUGUCACAUACAUGUUCAAUGAUCUCUUCCUCAAUGUUGGAAAAUGAGCAUUCAUUUAAAGCUCAGCUUCGUGCUUCCGUGUUCACCCUGUUUCUCUUUAUUGCUAUGUGGACCUUUGGAGCCCUCGCAGUCUCACAAGGACACUUCCUAGAUAUGAUCUUUAGUUGCCUAUAUGGAGCAGUCUCAGUAACCCUAGGACUCUUUAUUCUGGUUCAUCACUGUGCAAAACGUGAUGAUGUCUGGCAUUGUUGGUGGUCAUGCUGCAAAUCAAAUCGGAAUACAUAUGCUGUUCAAAUGAAUGUUCGACCACAAGUAACCAUGAAUGGUGAUGCUCAGCUUCAUGUUCCAUGCCUGCUGGAUUCUCCAUGUCCCAGCAAAUCAUCAUCCAGUUGCAAUCAUUCUGUCUCUGGACUCUGUAAGUUAACUAAUCUACACGCUGUUCAGAAUCAUGUAAAUUGCCUUUCACCAGUUACACCAUGUUGUGCCAAAAUGCACAAUGAACAAAUUAUUGAUGAUGAUGGGGAUAUUCAUCUGCGUGCAGAUGGUACAUGUAGACCGGCAAUGCAUAUCCACAGAUGUCAGAAAAGCCGAACUAAACCACGACACUUCAUUCGACACAGCAGGUCCACAGCCCAGAGAGAAUAUGCCUAUCAUAUUCCUUCCAGCAUAGAUGGAAGUGUCCACAGCUCACAUACAGAAAGUCAUCACAGUAUCCAGGACAGCCAGUCCAUCCAAAGGCAAGUUGUCUGUGCAAAAAGUGAUCAGUGCCCCAAUGUCUGCCAGCCUGAAAGCAGUGAUGCCAGCACAGUGUUAUAUGGCUGUAAUAAAGCUGUAGACAGUGGUGUCAGUACAGAAGCUUUGCACCAAGGAGUCACUUUUGAGAUGCAGUCACGGAGACAAUCAUGUCCUCUAAGUGUAACCAACCAAAAUGGAAUACUGAAGGGAAACCUGCAUGAAGCCAUGAUUUAUACUUCAGACAGUACAGGAAACAUAAGGACUGGUCCUUGGAAAAAUGAAACUACUGUGUAGUUUUUGAGUUUCAUGACUACAAAUUUAAAUCAUUAUAGCGACAAAAAGUUGUAUAUAAAUUUUGUAUAAUGCUUAUGUGUUUGUUUACAUAAUUCAUUGUGCAGAUUUCAAGUUACAUUUGCAUAUUUGUAUGUAUGCAUCUAUAUUUGUACAGCACAAAGUAUCAUAAGAGCAGUAUUAUAUUAUGUAUUUGUAUUUCAAACUACAAAGGAUGCAUUUGUGUUACCACAAUGUGGACAUUAUUGAAAGAUUAGUCUGCAGAUAUAUCAUAAUUAAGUUGAAGCUUUGGAUUAUUUUUCUAUCAAUGUAAUGGUUUCUUCUAAGUAAGCAGCCAAAAAGUAAGAUAAGCAUUACUGUUCUAUUAAAGAGACAGUAGCCCUUUGGAUGGCAAGCACAAGUACCAUCCUAAUGUUUGUUAAAGAUCCCCCAGUCAUCAGUAAAAACAAUAUUAUGUGCAAUUUCUUCAGAGGAUAAAUUUAUCAUUUGUAAUUAUUUUUUAUGAGUGCUAGUUAUUCAUUGAUAUAUAUCAUCAGGUUAAUAAAUUUUUAAAAGAAUCCUGUACACAGUCGGGUAACUGUGGGCCUUUUAUUUUAAUUGGCACUAUUCAAUGUAGAUGGGUUCCAGUUUAUUACACAAAGCAUACAAAAUAAAUCUUUCCCACAAUA
Messenger RNA from Carcharodon carcharias (great white shark), 5410 nucleotides. Its product is annotated as adhesion G protein-coupled receptor A3. Lineage: Eukaryota; Metazoa; Chordata; Chondrichthyes; Lamniformes; Lamnidae. Bases 816 to 4745 code for a protein of 1309 amino acids. Gene Ontology annotation, cellular component: glutamatergic synapse; postsynaptic density; plasma membrane. Gene Ontology annotation, biological process: cell surface receptor signaling pathway; G protein-coupled receptor signaling pathway. The record is from RefSeq and is a predicted model, not a curated record. The transcript has 19 exons. Gene Ontology annotation, molecular function: protein binding; G protein-coupled receptor activity.